AUGGGCGGCGACAAGCCAAGCAAAAAAGGGAAAGACGAGCGAGGAAUGAAUCGUCGAAAUCAGGGCGAGAACACUAGUAGUAGACAAGAAAACCAGGAAGAUGCUGGUCUGGGUGGACAAGGUCAGGGUGGCGGUCGUGGUCGUGGUGGUGGCCGUACUGGAGUCUGUAGACAACCAUGGGAAGAAUCUUUCAGAAGGCUACUGGAGUUUCAGCGCAGGUUUGGACAUUGCAGAGUUCCGAACAGAUACGCAGAAGACAAGGCGCUUGGCAGUUGGGUAUCAACUCAACGGAACAACCGGAGGCAUUUGAAUGAUGGCAGAUUGUCAGCGCUGGCUAGAGAGAGGAUCAGGCGACUCGAUUCAAUUGGUUUCAGCUGGGGUGGUAGGGAUGACGCUGACUUGGACUGGGAGGAUCGGUUCCAAGAGAUGUUGAGAUACAUGCGGCAACAUGAUACCACAGAGGUGCCAACCAACCAUGCAGAACACCAACGACUGGGGCGAUGGGUGACUGCUCAGCGGCAAGAAUACAAGCAGUUUGAACGGGGUAACAAGUCCAAACUGAACGAUGACAAAGUGCAGCGCCUCGAUGCGUCUGGCUUCAAGUGGGUGGUCCAACGAGGGAGGAAAUCAACUAGAAAAUCGGCCGCGGCCACUCGGCAGCACGUACCAAGCAGUAUUCGAGAGAGUCCACCAGCACAACAAGAUUGGCCCUCUAAUCAGCCCAAUGGUGAGCUUCAAGUGUUGUCCGCUCCUUCCCAAGCUGCUGAAGCUGCCGCGUAUGCUCCUACAGAACUGGAAAGAUCCCAAGAAGCAGGUGCACUCGGUUCAGAAGGACUUGCUGGGUCAACCUUUCAGGCGGGCCAAGGUCAAAGCUUUGGGCAAAAGAGCCAACCUUCAGAGGGAGGGUUGACUGCGGCUAGAGCUCCAGCAUCGUCGGGCCCAUCCGCAAAUACAUGGGAGCAAAUUGUUGCGAGGGAGUUGAAUCAUAGUUCUGGUAGCCCAUCCGUCGGUGGACAACAACAAACCCCUCAAGACCUGCAAUCCGUCGCUGCUGCGGUCAAGCAGCCAACCACCUCUGCAUCCACCUCCGCAGCCACGGGACAUCACGCUUAUAUCACCGCUGAAUUGGUUGCCUUCUUGGACGAAAAUCCGGCAACUGCAUCUAAGCUGUGGGAAGUCUUGAUUCGACAGGUCAAUGCAUCGAAUGAAUCUUCCAGCUCUGGAUUGACAGUGAAUCAAAAUACUUCUACUGCUCAUAUCUCUGCAUUCUUGAACCAAUGUCAACUGCAGGGACUCAUGGCUCAACUGGCCAACGCAUCAAGUGAAUCUUCCACGUCUGCAUCCGCAGGAAAUCAAAGUAUUGACAUUGCCCAAUUGUUUGAGGCCUGGAACCAGCCUCCAAAUCUUGAUCCUCGAGCAACUUUGAGGCUGCUGAAUGAAGCACUGUCAAACUAUGCAACCGUCAGCGCGAUAACUGGUUUGUUCCCGAUACUAAAUGAGUUGGCUAACCGGCCUCCAGCCAGUGGGCAGGGUGAACUCUCGGGUCUCCAAUCCAAUCAGCUGCUCCUCAAUCCAUCUGCUGCUAUGCAGCCAGAUGACUCGACUCAACAGGCUGCACUAGGUCCGUCACUUAAUGAUAAUAAUAUGUUGCCAGCACAGGGAGAAUCUUGGUCGAAUGGUGAAAGGACAGCUGAGACGCCAUCACAGCCAGCUGCGCCUGCACAUCCCCAGAACCGGCAAACCAAUGACCUGUCCGCGGUAUUGGCGGUUCUUGCAGAGGCCAAUAUCGACGUGACAUCAUUGGUGCAAUCGCUGUAUACAGAGAAUACUGUUGGGGUUGCAGCCGCGAGUCCUGCCCCCAAUAUCAGGCAAAAUGAGUUUCCGCCGUCGGCGUUUGCUUAUCCGCAGCAGCAACAGCAAUCGGCGCUGUAUACAGAGAAUACUGUUGGGGUUGCAGCCGCGAGUCCUGCCCCCAAUAUCAGGCAAAAUGAGUUUCCGCCGUCGGCGUUUGCCUAUCCGCAGCAGCAACAGCAACAGCAAUCGGCCACCCAGAGCACCGGCGAAUUGUUUUCGGUUCAAAGGAUAUUGCCCAAUUUGCAAUCUUUUUCCAAUUUCGGCUCGUCCAAUACUUCCACUGGGUCUCCCGUGCCCGCUCCUGGAGUAAGCGUUGGCGGACCGUCCUCACAUGGGCCACUAACCAACAGCACCGAAUCGAAUCUGAGCGAUCAAUCAGCUAUCAUUUCUUUGUUGCGUGAGGCAUUGCAGGAGAAUGGCGCCAUGCAGCUGCCAAACAGCACUUCUGGCACAACCGCCGAGACAAAUGUUCCAAUUCAUCCACCAACAUCAGCCCAAACGCAGGACCAAGCAUCAGGAACGACACUGGCCUCUCCGGCCACCACUGGUAUUGGCGAUUUGCAAAAUGUCAUUCAGGCAUUGAUAGCUUCGUGGGAGUGGGGGCAAAUCUCUGACGAUCAAGUUGUACAGGCCUUUGCCGCUCUACUAUUGCCGAACUCUGCUGUUCAUGGUGAGUUGACUUCUGCUUCGUCAGCUUUGGUUUUCCAGGCAGAUGCCUUUCGCCAGAUGAUACCAACACAAGACCCUAACCAGGGAGCACAAAUGAGGGAGAGUCCCCGUGGAGUGCUCGAGGCUGCGCUGACAACCUUACUUCAGUCUCUCGCUUUGCAGCCCACACAGGGUCGGCCACCCGAACCAGCGCCAUCGUUUGCGGCAGCCCCUCCAGUUGCGGCAGCGGCGGCGGCAGCUCCCGCGGCAAACUCUGAAGAGCUUUCCCCGGCAAUGAUGCGCUUGUUGCAAUCCUUUGAGGGGGCCGUUCCCCAGCAGCAGCAACCAAGGGAUCCCAACGAGGGAACCUUCAGGGAGGAGGAUGACAGGAAGCCAGCUGCCAAGCCGAGUGCGAAACGGACUAGAAGGAAGUAG
Messenger RNA from Seminavis robusta, 2937 nucleotides. The record is from the annotation of a GenBank genome assembly. Lineage: Eukaryota; Bacillariophyta; Bacillariophyceae; Naviculales; Naviculaceae.